GAAAUCAAGUUUUGUGGUGAGGUCUUACAACGUCAUCGAUGUUGUCGAGUUUGUCACAAAUACGGCAACGACGAACAGUGCCGUUUUCUGUUCCCUCAUGAAGUCGUCGAAGCAUCCUAUUUCGAUCCGGAGUGUAAGUCCGUGGUUCUCAUGUGUAGGGACAGUACCAUCAACUACUUUAACCCUUACAUCCUCGUUUUCUGCAGACAUAAUCACGAUCUCAAGUCUAUAUUGUCCGGCAAAGCUGCGAAAGCUGCUAUGUUUUAUAUCACUGAUUACAUCACCAAGAUGGACUUGAAGAUGCACGAAUUGCUGUCUUUGAUG
Messenger RNA from Suillus plorans, 324 nucleotides. RefSeq lists its product as uncharacterized. The transcript has a single exon. The record is from RefSeq and is a predicted model, not a curated record. The annotation marks the transcript as partial. Lineage: Eukaryota; Fungi; Basidiomycota; Agaricomycetes; Boletales; Suillaceae.